AAUACCUCAGAAUGUCUAAAGACUGUAAACAAGAGAUCAAAUCAGAACAAGUGGAGAUCCCAGAAAAGUCAAACGGUUUCCUCUGCCCAAUGUGUGGAGCACAUUACUUUUCAGAAGACUACUUUGUUGAGCACAUCAAAGAACAUAAAACAAUAUCAAAUUGUACAAUAAAACAAGAACUUACAUCUGAAUCAGAUAAACCAUCUAUUUUUAUAUGCAAGGUUUGUGCUGAACAUGUUUACUCAGACACUCAGUUAAUAGAACAUGUAAAGCAGCACCAUGAUCAUAGCAGCCCAGAAGUACCUGACUACUUUGAUACUUCAGAUAACUUGACUGGAACAGAUCUUCAGAGGACAUUAGUUCUGUCUCCUAGUGAGAGCCCGCCUGUGCGACCAUUUGGGUGUUCACAGUGUACAUUCAGUGCGGCAUAUUGGAGAAUACUUAAAGAACAUCAAAAGAUUCACUCAGGUGAGAAACUCUUCAAGUGUUCAGAGUGUUCAUUUGCUGCAAAACAAGCAUGUAAUCUUACGGUACAUAUGAGAACUCACUCAGGUGAGAAACCCUUCAUGUGUUCUGAGUGUUCAUAUGCUGCAAGACAACCAGGUCAUCUUACUGUACAUAUGAGAACUCACUCAGGUGAGAAACCCUUCAAGUGUUCAGAGUGUUCAUUUGCUGCAAAACAAGCAUGUAAUCUUACGGUACAUAUGAGAACUCACUCAGGUGAGAAACCCUUCAUGUGUUCUGAGUGUUCAUAUGCUGCAAGACAACCAGGUCAUCUUACUGUACAUAUGAGAACUCACUCAGGUGAGAAACCCUUCAAGUGUUCAGAGUGUUCAUUUGCUGCAAAACAAGCAUGUAAUCUUACGGUACAUAUGAGAACUCACUCAGGUGAGAAACCCUUCAUGUGUUCUGAGUGUUCAUAUGCUGCAAGACAACCAGGUCAUCUUACUGUACAUAUGAGAACUCACUCAGGUGAAAAACCCUUCAAGUGUUCAGAGUGUUCAUUUGCUACAAAACAAGCAUGUAAUCUUACGGUACAUAUGAGAACCCACUCAGGUGAGAAACCCUUCAAGUGUUCUGAGUGUUCAUAUGCUGCAAGACAACCAGGUCAUCUUACUGUACAUAUGAGAACUCACUCAGGUGAAAAACCCUUCAAGUGCUCUGAGUGUUCAUUUGCUACAAAACAAGCAGGUGAUCUUAUUAGACAUAUGAUAACUCACUCAGGUGAGAAACCCUUCAAAUUUUCUGAGUGUUUAUAUAUGCUGCAAGACAAGCAAUGCAUCUUACUAGACACAAGAGAACUCACACUGAGGAGAAAUGAUUCAAAUGUUCACAGAGCUCUAAUGCUGCAAGAAAAAUGAGUGAUCCUACAAGAAAUAUUAGAAUCCACUACGGUGAGAAACUAAAUUGGCAGUGGACCACUACUGCAAGAUGUUGUUCAGUUCUUGAUAAGAUGUUAAGAUGGUGAGACAUUAUGAUUUGGUACCUUUAUUGACAUUAAGUAUUGGAGCAUCGUCGUGGUUGUAUCUGUUUGAAAUCCCCCCGUAAUCAGUUUCGCAAAUAGCUAUUGUGUCAAAAUUACACUACUAGAGCGUAAUAAUUUGAAAGUUACUAGAUAUGAUGUAUCUUACUCGCCAUGUUCACUAUAAAGUAACCGAUUUUGAUUUACCUUACUCGCCAUGUUUACCAAAAGUUUCCUGUAUCAAUGUAUCUUUCUCACUGCACCAUUUUCAUUUAAAGUUACCAUUUUCAAUGUACCUAUCU
Molecule: messenger RNA, 1764 nt
Organism: Bolinopsis microptera
Lineage: Eukaryota; Metazoa; Ctenophora; Tentaculata; Lobata; Bolinopsidae
Product: zinc finger protein 501-like
Exons: 1
Coding region: 12-1361 (449 amino acids)
Biological process (GO): regulation of DNA-templated transcription
Molecular function (GO): DNA-binding transcription factor activity, RNA polymerase II-specific; RNA polymerase II cis-regulatory region sequence-specific DNA binding
Source: RefSeq, a predicted model, not a curated record